AUGUUGUCAACGACGCCCGUGCGACAGAACUUCUUAAUCGUAGCUGCCUUGAUCACCUUCGUUCUACUGUAUACUUCGUUUCGAACGCCUUCUCCCGAAUCGGAUAGUCUCUCAUAUCCAGACGUUGACGAUGACUUGGACGAGACUGCGCGACAGAAGCCUCCCAAGCCUCACCAUGACACCUUUGUCAAGGAUAAGAUGCUACAACAUAUCCAGAAUGAAACAUUAGGAUUCCAAGAAAUAUACAUGAUUUCACUGCCUACACGCACCGACAAGCGGGAUACUUUCGCCAUGCAAGCAGCACUGUCGUCAAUCAAAUACACUCAAAUCGACGGCGUGGAGGGGCAAAUGGUUCCUGCUAAAGCACUGCCCCACACCAUGAAUCAGGCGGUUAAUGCCAUCGGCUGUUGGAGAGCCCAUCUGAAUGUGCUCCAAAAAAUCGUCCACGAGGACGUUGCCUCGGCCCUGAUAUUCGAAGAUGACGCUGACUGGGACGUAUCAUUGAAGAGUCAACUCGUUCAGUUUGCAAGAGGCUCCAGGUACAUAUCAAACACAACUCACGCUGAGAAGGCACAUUCACCGUAUGGUGACCAUUGGGAUAUUCUCUGGAUUGGUCACUGUGGCACUUGGUAUCACGAGGAGGACAAUCGGCGCAUGUUCGUUAUUCCAAAUGACCCGACUGUCGAGCCCCCAUCGUAUCGUCAGAAUGUCGAUGAACCGGAUAUGGAGCAUUGGCAAGGCGGUCCAUCGGGUGACAAUCAGACUCGGAUUGUCUUUAAUUCCAAAGGAGGGAUAUGUACAGCCGCGUACGCCAUUUCACAGCAAGGUGCACGGAAGGCUCUCUACCACAUGUCUAUGAUGCCUUACAACAGUCCUGUAGAUUGGGGCUAUGCUAAUAUGUGCAUGGAUAAAAGUGUCAACUACACAUGCAUAUCGGUAUUUCCUCAAAUUAUAGGAGUUUCGCGACCCACAGGCCAUACGAGCAAAAACAGCGAUAUUGGAUAUGGUGAUGAUGAUGCAAGAACAGUUGAAGAGGCCAGGUCUCAGCACAUUGUCUAUUCGACACGUCUCAACAUGGAUAGACUUCUCCGCGGAGAGACAAUCUUCGACAGCCAAUUCCCAGAGAUCACCGGCGCAGAGAUGCAUAUCGAGGAGAUUGGAGCUGCGGUUGGCCACAUUGAAGUUUUGCGUGUCGAGGAUUUGCCGAAACCCAAGUCGAAAGAGGGAGAGGAGGCGGAUGUGGAAGUGGAAUGGGAGAAGGAAGAAGAGGGAAUCGAAUGA
Messenger RNA from Exophiala bonariae, 1281 nucleotides. RefSeq lists its product as uncharacterized. Bases 1 to 1281 code for a protein of 426 amino acids. The transcript has 3 exons. Lineage: Eukaryota; Fungi; Ascomycota; Eurotiomycetes; Chaetothyriales; Herpotrichiellaceae. The record is from RefSeq and is a predicted model, not a curated record.